Eriocheir sinensis (Chinese mitten crab) is the source of this 5133-nucleotide messenger RNA. RefSeq names its product TATA element modulatory factor-like. Gene Ontology annotation, biological process: regulation of DNA-templated transcription. Bases 658 to 4308 code for a protein of 1216 amino acids. The record is from RefSeq and is a predicted model, not a curated record. NCBI's taxonomy places the organism in Eukaryota, Metazoa, Arthropoda, Malacostraca, Decapoda, Varunidae. The transcript has 12 exons.
AUGCAGGACACCCUUACCACUAUCACCAACCACCACGAGACGUCCCCACCACCACCACCACCGCCACCAUCGCGAUCAAUGCGUCCCGGCGGCGGCUGUAGAGGAGGCAGCUUGGCGCGGCUUGCCCUCCCAUCCUCCUCCUCCUCCUGUUCCCUCCAACGUCUGGCUUGGUGGCCCGUCCCGGUGACACUACUUGGAUAUGAGACACUGAAUCAAUAACAUGUGAAUAUUUAGUGCUCGUAUACUGCCAGAAAGUGACAAAGUGUAACAAGGAGUGUUGAAAAUUGUCAGAAAGGUUGGACUCGCAAGUGUUACCUUAUCUGCAGUGCACUUACAGUAUGAUCUUUGAGAUACCCCGAUCUCCAAGAUAGUCGGAGACCCCCAAUUACCCCUGCACUGCUGCCUAUCCUGUCUGCACUUCUACUGAAUUACCCACAGUACUGUAACUGUUCACUAGACAUAUGAGGGCUGAAGAGUGAAAUGGAAGAGUGUCAUGUAAAAGUCUUCAGUGUGUGAAUCAUUGCAUGACUGACUUAAGCUGCAGAAACUGAUCAAAAUAGAUAAACAAGAUUAAAACAUAUAAGCUUCUGUGAAAUUUUAAGCUCACUGCUGAGUGGAAGGUAAAAACAGGUAAAAAAAUAAUUGAAAUCCAUCAAAAUGAGCAAGUUUCUUCCUAUGUUCAAAAAGAAGGGGAAGGGGAAGGAGGAAGAGAUGCUUGAGGAGACAAAGAAGAAGCGGAGCAAGUCAAACAAGGUCUCAAAGGAAAUCUUAUCAAGUCCUUCCUCCAGUGUUGUGUCCAAAGCAGAAAAGAAGAGAAAGUCCACCAAGAGGAAAGCGCCAACGCCCCAAGGGAAGGAGAAUUACCCUUCAGUGCAGGAACUGGAGAAGGAAUUCUUUAUAGAUGCCAGUGGGGUCGUCCGAGAAUGCCCCUCAGAACUCUACAUCGAUGCAGCUGGUGCUGUUAGGGAAGGGCCCAGGGAACUUUUUAUUGAUAAUGCUUUAGCAGUCGAUGACUCUAAUACAGAAACUAUAUCAGACACAUCCCAUGAAGACUGCUUGCUGGCUAGAGAGAAGCAAGAAAAUGGUUCCCCACAAAGUGAUGACUGCAUUAGUGAAAAUGCAAAGGAAUUGAAAGCAGAAAAUAAUGUAGCUGGGUCAGUUAGUAAUCUUAAUAGUUCCUGUGAAGAAACAACACUGAAAACACUUGAGUCGUCCAUGGAAAAUCAAGAAAAGAGGCAAGUCCAUCAGGCUGGAGGUGAUCUUGGAAAAGGUUCAGAAGAGAAUGGAGAUGAGUGUGUUGUCUUACGAAGCUCUAGAAAAAGUGAAAAUGAUGACUCGCUGAGUGCAAAAUUGGCAAGUAGACUCAGUGUCUCUGAGGAAUUGCAACACUGGCAGGAAGAAGAAGCAGUAGUGUUGGACUUUGACCCAAUAUCCGAUUCCACAGAAGACCUCAAAAAAGAAGCAGAAGCAACAGAUGAAAAAAUAUUAGAAAACUUUCAUGAUGUUGAUACUGAUAACUCUGUAAGUGUUCCACUAGUUAGUGCCGUGGAUGUGGGAGAUGAUCACUUAACAGUGAGAAUAGAGGAGCAUACUGUGGCAGAGGCUGAGGUGGGAGAGGAAAUGGGUCUGUCAGUGGCACAUGAGGAUAGUCUAGUCGAAACCUUCUACACCAACACUCCUGAGAGUGAUGAUGACUUUGACUCAGCACAGGAGGACUGGGAUGAGGAGAGUGCAGAGGAAAAAGAACCAAAGAUAAAUCCAACUAAUUUACUACAAAAUGAAGACUUUGAGGCAUCAAGUGGUAGUGAAAGAGUUGCAGAAGCUGAAAAUGAAGAGAUGAAAGACAGAUACGAAGCACAGGUUUCCAGACACGCCAGUACCACAUCCUCAGUCUAUCAAGAUGCUCAUAGCAGAGAGAACUCACUAUAUGACAUAAACUCAAUUAUUGAAGCAACAAAUGAAAAUCAUAGUUCAGGUGAAGGAGUUGUGGUUGACUCAGGUCAAGCAAACAAGUUGACGCGUAAAAUUUCUAAUGUAUCAGCUUCAUCUAGUGAUAUUUUUAAUGAAGAACUGGAUGACUUGCUUAAUGAAGAGCUAGAUAGGUUAUCAGAAGAAGAAAGUGGUUCCACUGCCUUAAAUGACACUAUUUUAGAAGGCAACAAUGAAGUGGUCACUGAAAUGUCUGGGGCUGACUCCACUUCUCAGCUACAACAACUAGAAACGAUAACAGAAACAGAGAAGAGUUUGCCAAACUUGCCUCAUCCAGAAAAUACUGAAAUUGCAGCACAAGAAGAUCCAAAAACUGCAGCACCAGAAAAGGAAGAAAGUGUUGAAGUGGUCCCAGCAGAGGAGAGUAAGAACACAAGUGAUCAACUAGAUAAGGAGUCCAUUGAUAAUACUGAUAAUCCUAAAUCACAAUUCAGUGAAUCAACAGGUCAUACAGCAGUGCAAGAUAAAAUAAGCUCAGAGAAUAAUAUAGCAGAAGAAAGUGUUGUCACAGACCCAGCAGCACAAGCAGCAUCAGAGGGAGGGCUGGACCAGGCCAAGGACAGUGGGUACUACAGCUUGCCUGUGUCUCCUAAGCCCAACACAGUCACAGAGAAGGAGAGAGAGCAGGCAGCAGCUGAGUCCUCAGUGCCUCAAGAAUCACAAAAGGAAAAUAAGGAGGAAGAAUUAACUCCUCCUAGUGAGAUGACAGUUGCAACAACAGAGUCAGAGGAGGCCCCUGAAGUGAAAAAAGUGUUAUUAGAAAACUCUGUGCCUGAUAAACCCUCUGAGCCAUGCACUAAGAGUAACGAGUCCAGUUCCUUCAAAACGGUGAAUGGGUUAGCAACAGUGAAAGAGGAAAACAUGAGAAUAGAGUCCACAGAAAUGUCUCCAAAGGUUGAAGAAAAAAAGAAACCCAAAUUGGAUACAUUCAAAAGCCCUAUGCUAGAUUUUAAGGGCACAGCAUCUUCACCAGGACCUAGUGGCCCUGUCCCAGGCAGGCUCUCAAGACACAAGUCACCAGGUUUAGGUGGUGAUGGCAAGCACAGUGAUGAGGGCAUGUUGAGUCCUGACCCGGUGGGAGACAUGUUUCUGCAGCAGGCAGUUUGUUUAUCCCAUGAAGAAGCUGAGGCGCGGUUAGCCCAGCGUCGUGCAGCGCGGGCGGAGGCCAGGGAGUUGAGGCUGCGUGAGUUGGAAAAGCAGCAACAUGAACAGGACAAUGAAGAGGAGAAACAGUUUGCCUCACCAUCCCACACAGAUGAUGAUGACUGCGAAGAUGAUGAAUAUGAGGCUGAGGAAGAGCCUGUGCCCCGUGCAGGAUUGGGGAGGGCGGCAGGGAGGUCAACUGGAAUGAACUGCAGUGGCCAGUACUCCCGCAGGUCUUCAGAAGACUCCACCACAGAUGAGGCAUCACUUCCAGCUAAUGUCAGGGAGAUGAGGACUGAGUUGAAGGAGCUGGAUGAGAAGUUCCGAAAGGCCAUGAUCACAAAUGCACAACUUGAUAAUGAAAAGGCGACCCUAACAUUUGAAGUAGAAUUAAUGAAAGAUAAGUACACAGAACUAGAAGAAGUGCACACACAACUAACGAAAGAACAUAGAAAGAAAUGUACUGAGUAUGAACAACUGAAAAAAGUAUCGAUGAAGUUACAGGAAGAAGUCAAAAUCUUGAGAAGUAUGUUACAAGAACGAGAUCAGUUAAUACAGGAAUAUGGCUUAGUUGUCAUGGGGGAGGAAGAGAACGGGGAGGACGUUGAUCAUGCAGCGGAAGAGGACGACGACGUAGAUGACUUAUCACCACGGAAACUGUCUGUGAAGAAGGUGUUGGUGUCACAGGAAGUAGGAGAAUUGCUGUCUAAGGGUGCAGCUCGAGGCUCAUUAGAUGUAAGGUUAAAGAAGUUUUGUGAGGAGAAAAAUGAUUUAGAAGACCAAGUCAGAAGACUGAAACUUGAACUCGAAGAAGAAAGAAGCGAGAGCAGGAGGAGAGAGAACGGCUUAGACUAUGAGAAGCAAAAGGAGCAAAGCAAAACUGUAAACGAAUAUAAGUUUAGAGUUCAGAAGGCUGAGGCAGAGGUUUCAACGUUGCAAGCAAAUGUGGCGAGACUGGACGCUCUCUCAAAUCGAUAUAAAACCCAGUCAGAAGAGUUAGAAAAAAGUGAAGAGGAAUUAAAAUUAGAGAAAAGGAAACUACAAAGAGAGUUAAGAGAUGCCCAAAGUAGAUUAGAAGAACUGGAAACUACUAAUAAUCAUCUUAUAAAAAGGUUUGAUAAACUAAAAAAUGCAAGAUCUAAUCUCCUUAAGGAUCUUUCUCAAGACCCAGCGUGAGAGGUGGACCAGGGCCCUGGUUUCCCCUCAAAAAUAUUCUCUGCUGCCAAUCUUCAGCUUGUAAGUCGCAAUAUUUGGUCAGGGUGUUUAUGCAACGGGUCCACUACAAGGAAUCCCUCUUUGGUGGUAUGGAAGGAGUGGGAGUAAUUUCUACCUGUGUGUAACUGUAAACAUGGUGUUGAUCAUCGUCAGUCUGUUUGUAAAGAAUGUUAGGAGUUUCUCUGCAUUGUUAGAGAAAAUACUACAUAUAUUUUUUUAAAACAACUUGAUGCAGGUCAUGAAAGCAGGCACUCAUGUUUGAACUCUAACCACUAAAUAGCAUGAUUACAAGUUGAAGGCUUGCUGAACACCACAGUUACUACUUAACCACCUCAUUGACUGUGAUGUUUGUGGUAUUGGAUACUCGUCUCUCAUAAACUAUUUUGCAAUGAAUGCCUUGGUGCCUCUAGCCUUUUACAACUCUUGCAGUUGUCUUACAUGAGUGAUGAGAGCUGCAAAAAUGUCUAGGUAGCACUGCUAAUGUUAAUUUUCCUAAGCUAAAGCUUUUAAUAACCCGCCAAACUCAAGCUGUUGCUGCCAGUGACCAGCCUUAACCCAUGCAGUGAGUGUUUUAAAUAGGUCACGCCAUAAAUUUCACUAGGAAGUUUUUACAUUAUGGCUAUAAAUAAUAAAAGAACGUAUUUUGAAAGUGCCGUAGCUUAAAGGUGGUAGACACCAACAGAAAAUAAAUCAUAAUUAAAUCUAUACAAGAAAGGAGUAGAUGCAUGCCAAACAGCUACCAAACAUUUUAGAUCUUAUAUAUAUAUAUAUAUAUAUAUAUAUAUA